Molecule: messenger RNA, 2949 nt
Organism: Lolium perenne
Lineage: Eukaryota; Viridiplantae; Streptophyta; Magnoliopsida; Poales; Poaceae
Product: disease resistance protein PIK6-NP-like
Biological process (GO): defense response to other organism
Molecular function (GO): ADP binding
Source: RefSeq, a predicted model, not a curated record
AUGAGCAGCACAGUACGUGGUGCCAUUGACCCGCUGCUGGGCUACCUGUCGUCCGCCAUUCGCGACGAGGCGCAGCUGCUGGGCGGCGUCCGCCGCGACGCGCAAUUCAUCAAGGACGAGAUGGAGAGCAUGAACGGCUUCCUCCACCACCUCGCCGUGGCCGACAAAGACCACGAGGGAGACCACGAGGUCCGGGCGUGGAUGAAGCAGGUCCGGGACCUCACCUACGACACGCAGUAUUGCGUCGACCUCUACGGUCGCCGCGUGGGCGCUGCCCCCCGCGCGAGGGGCGUGCGGGGCCACGCGCACCGUGCCAUCUUCUUCCUGCGGACCAUCCCGGCGCGCCAUCGGGUGGGCAAGCAGAUGAAGGAGCUCAUGUCCCGCGCACGCGACGUCGGCGAGCGCCGCCAGAGGUACGGCGUCCAGGUCCCGGCCAAAGUGGCUAAUGAGAUAUCUGGGGGCGACGCCGCUAUGGAUGAGGAGCUGCAUGAUCUCAGGCGACGCUUGGUUGACGCUGAGCCUCUCAAGGAUGCGACGGUUGGUCUCAUCAACUGGCUCUGGCUGCACAAGGAUGGUCAUGCCCAAGAACCCAAAGAAACGGUACAUGGCGAUACAAUGUUUUGCUCCCUCAAAAAGUGUGUACGUUUCCUUGUGCCUCCAGUUUUCUCCCUUGCUAUUGGCUGCCAAGUUCCCAAGAUUCCUUCUACCAUACUAGUCAUCGCCAUUGUAUCACCUGAUGAAGCGGAUGGUGGCGAGCUGGCCAAGGAAGUGUACAACCACUCGUCGGUGGCGAGCCUGUUCGAAUGCAAAGCUUUCGUCACCAUCCAAAGGCCUCUGUUUCUCCAGGGAGUGCUCCGAGACAUGAUUCGGCAGCUCCGUCGACCUACCGGAGGAGCGGGUGAGGAGGAGGAGGAGGAGCAGCAGCUGGAGGACAGAGAGGAACUCCAAAAGCAUGUUAAAGGUCGAAGGUUACUUGUCGUUGUUGAAAAUCCAGACCAUCCAUCCCCAUGGAAUGAGAUGAAAGAAAUUCUAGACUCCUCUGGUUGCUCCCCUGGUAGUGCAAUUAUGGUGACCACAAAGGACAGUGUGAUGGCCGAGUGCUUCUCUCCAAACGAAACUGUAACCCAUUCAUUUGUCCAGUAUUGUUUCAAGAAAGCCAAUCGGAUGGUUUUCGUAAAAUGGGAGAACAGAGACAUCAUCCGUAGUGUCUUGGAGAAAUGUGACCCGGAUCUCUUGUGCAUGAAGCUGUUGCUUGGUACCCUGUAUGCUGAUUCUUAUACCAGUGAGAAACAACUGGAGGACCUCUGCAAAAGCCUAGAAUACUCGUCAGCCUUGCCCGACACCUAUAGCACUGCAACUUCCAGGAGGCAACAUAUCAUGACCAAGUUCUGCUAUGACAAGCUGCCUAUGAUGGACAGGUGUUGUUUGCUCUACAUGUCCAUUUUCGCUAAAAACUCAGAUGUCACCAGGCAAAGCUUGGAAAGAAGAUGGGUUUCCGAAGGUCAGGUAAUCCAAGGAGAUGGGCGGGAAGCAAUGGACAGAGCUCAACGCUGCUUUGAUGGCCUUGUUGCUCGAGGAUUUUUGGCCAUUUCCAAGGCUGGAAAAUUGGGCAAUGUUAUUUACUGUAAGGUGCACCCUUUUGUCCAUGACUUCAUUACCAAGGUGCGCAAGGAAGAUAACUUCGGAAACAAAAGUCUGCCUUCCAACCUAGCUCCCCACCUUUCCAUUAGCAGUGAUAUCCAGUGGCACCAGGUCUCACACCAGAAGCAGCACGGCAGCGGAAGCAGCUGCAACUGCUUCUCUCCGGUGGUAGAAGGCCAAGGUCAAGGCGCCGCUGAUGACAUCACGACAUUUAUCGAGUCGCUCCCUACAUUCUCUCGAGUGGCGCGGGUGAAAGUGAUGGACCUGGACUGCUGCGAGCACCUUAAGAACAAGCAUCUGAAGAUCAUAUGCAACAACUUGUUCUUGCUCAAGUACUUGAGUAUCCGGAGCACAGGGAUUUCUCGGCUUCCUAGGGAAAUCAAGAAGCUUCAACAGUUGGAGACAUUUGAUAUUCGACAAACCAGUGUUCCAUCUUCCGCCACAAGAGGCCUCUUACUCCCGAUGCUAAAGCACCUGCUAGCCGGCCCCGUCACUUAUCGGUCGGACGCCUGGCCCGACAAGGAAAUUUCCACUGUGGAGAUGCCCUCCAAGAUCGGGGAAAUGACAGAAAUGGAGACAUUGCAUUAUGUUGAAGUUGUUGAAGAUGAUAAAAAGUUGGAACACGUCAAGAAUCUGAAGCGUCUCAGAAAACUAGGUGUGGUCAUUCAAGGUAAACAAGAUGAUAUCGAUCGUUUGCUCCGAGUGAUAACUGAGUUGAGCCUAUGCCUCCGCGAAUUGAGUGUUUGGAUCAGGCCGUCACGCUCACGCGAAGGCCGAGACGAUGUUCUCAACAUGGAAAUACAAAACAAACACUCACUUUACAAGUUACUUGAGAAACUUAGCAUUAAAGGCAUCACCAAGGGGUUGCCCAACUGGAUUGAAGAUCUCUCAAAUCUUGCCGAGGUAACUCUGCGCCAGACAUCAUUGACAGAUAUGGGAAUUCUGGGCAAGCUCAAAGGCCUGCGCUGCCUCACGCUCCGUCAUGAGUCAUAUAUAGGUGAUGAUCUUAUCUUGAAGACUGAGGAGUUCGAAAAUAUCAAAUUCCUUGCCAUUGAGGGAGUCUCCCACAUUAAAAGGAUUGUUUUUGAACCUGGCACAGCUCCCAAGCUUGAAAAGAUUGUUUGGACCUUCGCCAAGAUGAACAUCACAAAGGACACAAUUAUUGAUCUCAAGAAUCUUCUAAGCCUAAAGGAGUUGGAGUUCAGCGGUGAGUUCAACCCAAGUCAUAUGCAACAAGUUGUUGCACACCAUCAAAACUGUCCUAACUUCAAGUACACGAUGUGGCGUGACGUUUCUGUCCAAGAGUAA